CAGCAGCAGCCCGCCCGGGUCGCCCCUUGUUAACGAGGAGGCGGCUCGGGCGCUCCAUUAUCCCGUGAAUCAUCCCGAGGCUGGGAAGGAAGGAAGGAAGAGCGGGGGGGAGACGCCGCGCACGGUCCAUGUCACUCCGCAGUCUCGCCCGCUCCACCUGGCGCCGCUGGUGACGAGGAUCUGGUGCCAUCGCCGCCCUCCCGGGGCUCCCCUGGAGCAGCCCGCGCUCCACAGGAUAUUCCCCGCUUCCCUCGGGAAGCGGCUGCCCUCCCGCCGGGCGCUCGGCUCGCCGCGACGUGGAGCUCGCUGCCCCCGAACGGUGUUCGCCUCCAGGAGCUGCCUUCUAUUUUCCCUUUUUUAUUAUUAUUUUUUUUAAGUUGUCCUGAGCCAUCAGAGUAACGUCAAGAUGUCCAGCAGCGUCCCAGCUGAUAUGAUAAAUUUGCGCCUCAUCUUGGUAAGCGGCAAGACGAAAGAGUUCCUCUUUUCCCCCAAUGACUCUGCUGCGGAUAUYGCCAAGCACGUGUACGACAACUGGCCCAUGGAUUGGGAAGAGGAGCAGGUCAGCAGUCCAAAUAUUUUGCGGCUUAUUUAUCAAGGGAGGUUUCUUCAUGGCAAUGUCACACUAGGAGCAUUAAAACUCCCCUUUGGUAAAACAACAGUGAUGCACUUGGUGGCUAGAGAGACGUUGCCAGAGCCAAACUCUCAAGGUCAAAGGAACCGUGAAAAAACUGGAGAAAGCAAUUGCUGUGUAAUCCUGUAAGCCCUGUUAGCUUUACCUGCUAGGUGUGAUGUAAUAUAGUCGUUGUCUUUCAUGCUGCUGGAAUAGAAGAGGCCCUACCUUGCUUCAAACACCUGUAGGAAGAGCCUGUCUGUAAAUCCAUGGAACUGAAAUAUUACAUGAACACUGUCACGUUAGUCUUUUUUCCUCUUCAAAAAAAGAGAAAGCUCUAUGAACAUUUUCAUUGAUUUUUUUUUUAAUUCCUGCUUUUUGUUUGUUAUAUCAUCUUACAGUACAUCGGUUCUUGACUGAAUUAAGUCUCCAGAAAAGUUAAUGCGUUAUUUUCCAUAGCAGGAAUUAUUUUGCUACAGCAAAAAGUCUCCAUUAACCGGAUCUAACCAGUGAAGCUUUCUAGAUGCAAUUUGCACUAAGUGUGGUUGACAGUACGUUUCUCAUCCACAACCUCUAACAAUAGUUCAGACACUUAGGAAUAACCUACAAUGUAUAAUGCAACACUGGAAAAGAGCAUAUCUGUAAUUAAAACAAAAUGUCAUGCCUAAACGGAAGGGAAAAAAAACUGCUCAAGUCAAUUCUACCUAAGUCAACCUUGGUGGCCGAACUGGCACAGCAUACUAACUAAACCAAGCCUAACUAGAAAUGUUUUAACUGCAGCAAACGCAACUAUGUGCCUGUAAUUUAAAAGCACUCUGUAGAGGGCUGAUGAAACCGACCUGCUUUCGUUACUACCGCGCGCACUCUCAUCUAGCUCGUGUGGGGAGUGCUUAUUCAGACAGCACAAGCAAGUGCAGAGAGUGCAUUUCCUAGCCUUAAUAUGGGAGGGGUAAUUUCCUGUAGUUCAUAGGCUUUUAUUACUGUGCAUAAAUGUUAGAAGUCAUCAUUUACUAAUCAGUUUUAUGUAUUUGAAUAUUGGCAAUUGGUGUUUUUUCGGUCAUUUUCUCAUCUGUACCUUAGUGUCCAGUGUCAUGCUUACUCAUUAGAGACUUCAAAAGGAUUAAAGUUUAAAAAGAAGAAAAAGCAAAACCUUCUGCCAUAGUUACUAGUUCUGUUUCUUUCUGUAAUCUGCAUUUGGUAUUAGUGCUUGCAAUUGUAUUAAAAUCAGAAGCUGAUUUUUUGAAGGCAUACAUAAUUAAAAAGGAUGCCAUUCUUUUAUUUCAUAUCAAUAAUUUAAAUGUUGAUAUGCUAAAGAAAUUUGCACAGCACUAAAGCAUGAGCUAGUUUCAUCUAAACCUGUAAAAAAUAUAAAAGAUUUUAUAUUUUUUCACUGGGGAGGAAUUCUUCCUGGCUGAAAUUACAAAUAUGUGUAGAAUAUAUUUAAUAAAAAUCUUAUAAAAUACAUAACUAUAGAAGUUAAAUAUAGAUUGGCGUGUAGUAUAAUAGAACAAUAUUCCAUAUAAAUAGCUUUAGCCUUUAAAAAAACAAUGAGUCACAGGUUGACAUUGUGUUCUUGUACUUAAGUGUCCACAACUCUUACAGAUGUUCAGUGUAAUCGUUUUUCGAAUGAUCAGCAUCAUUCAACUGUAAUCGGGUUAUUUUAUCCAUUGUUACUGCUUUGAUGAAAUGCUUUAUAUGCAGUAGAUUUACAAAAAUAUUGUUCAUACUGAUCAGAAUUAAAUUUGUAUAGAGCAGAGUUUUAAAACAAAUUGUAAAUAGCACUAAACAUUUUCUUUCUGCAACCUGUACUGAUAGACUCUUCUGUAAACUAAAUAAAAGAA
Messenger RNA from Nothoprocta perdicaria, 2451 nucleotides. It is a transcript of the gene UBL3, whose product is annotated as ubiquitin like 3. The record is from RefSeq and is a predicted model, not a curated record. Gene Ontology annotation, molecular function: protein binding. Bases 407 to 760 code for a protein of 117 amino acids. Lineage: Eukaryota; Metazoa; Chordata; Aves; Tinamiformes; Tinamidae. The transcript is spliced from 5 exons.